GAAAAAGCAGAGAAAAAACUUUGUAGUUGGUAAUGAGGGCGAGGCUUCAUUUGCCCUGUUCCUGCCUGACUUGGCUCUCUGAUUCCCCGCAGAGUUAAGUUGCAGCCCCUCAUUCUUUCUCUGUUCGCAGUGGAGGUUUUUCUUCUGCUUUUCUGUCAUGGAUUUUUCGGCUGCGUGUUGAAGUUUUGGGCGUCCAGAGGACAGAUCGUGGUAACCUCAUACACAGCUCGCUCCCUCCGCGCCCCCCGGUCUGUACACACACGCGCGUGCGUCUGUAGCUCUCGCCUGAUUUGCACCAGCGCGGGUCAUUUCAGGUUAAACCCUGGCGCUGUGUCCCGUUCAGUUUGGCCGACGGAGAACCCUGGAUCCAGCUGAGGAGGAAUGCACAAGCACGGGGACACCGACUGAUAUCUGGAUACAAGCUUCGUCUGGCAUAUGCGACACCAGUACAGAUGUAAGUACGUCACGUCGCCGCCUUACCUGAGCUUCUUCAUCCCUACUCGCCUUCUGGGUCCCUGAGGUCAGCUGACCAGCUGCUCCUGCAGGUACCAGGUCCAGGAGGAAGCUCAGAGGGGACCGGGCCUUCUCUGUUCCUGCUCCACAAUUGUGGAAUAAUCUGCUUUACACAUCAGAGGCCCCUUCACUGUCCAUUUACAAAGCUCAUCUUAAAAGCCAUUUUUACUCUGGCUUUCAACCCCGGUGUUUCUCUCAGGGAGCUCAGCUGAUCCUCAGCGCCGGAGUCAGACCUCAUCACUUCUUCCUGGUUGGUAGGUACCCAGAUGUCUGAGAAGGCUCUGAGGAUGACAUCUUGGCCCUGAACCCCACCAGGAUGUCAGAGCCAGCAGAAAAAUGCUCCCCCAGCUGGAAAGAUGAGGCCAUUCAGAAUGGUUAUGUUCCGAGUUAUCUAGACAAGGACGAGCUAUGUGUGGUGUGCGGGGACAAAGCCACCGGCUAUCACUAUCGCUGCAUCACCUGCGAAGGUUGCAAGGGAUUCUUCAGACGUACAAUCCAGAAAAACCUCAACCCAACCUACGCUUGUAAGUAUGAGGGCAAGUGUGCUAUCGACAAAGUGACCAGAAACCAGUGCCAAGAAUGUCGCUUCAAGAAGUGCAUUGCAGUGGGAAUGGCAACAGACUUGGUGUUGGACGACAGCAAGCGGCUGGCCAAGCGGAAGCUGAUCGAGGAGAACCGGGAGCGCCGGCGUCGGGAGGAGCUACAGAAGACGGUGUGGGACCGACCGGAGCCCACCCAGGAGGAGUGGGACCUCAUCCGUAUGGUGACGGAAGCCCACAUGGCCACCAACGCCCAGGGCAACCACUGGAAGCAGAAACGAAAAUUCCUGAGUGCAGCGGGGGUGAAGGAGACAAAGCCUGAGGAGUUUGGUCAAGCGUCCAUGGUCAAUGCACCUGAAGGAAACAAAGUGGACAUAGAAGCCUUCAGUCAGUUUACAAAAAUUAUCACCCCUGCCAUAACCCGAGUGGUGGACUUUGCCAAAAAACUGCCUAUGUUCUGUGAGCUGCCUUGUGAAGACCAGAUCAUCCUGUUGAAAGGCUGUUGCAUGGAGAUCAUGUCUCUAAGAGCAGCUGUUCGCUACGAUCCAGAGAGCGAGACCCUCACGCUCAACGGGGAAAUGGCAGUCACGCGGGAUCAGCUUAAAAAUGGAGGCCUGGGUGUCGUCUCAGACGCCAUCUUUGACCUGGGUGUGUCACUAUCCUCCUUUGACCUGGAUGACUCCGAAGUGGCUCUUCUACAGGCCGUCAUCCUGCUGUCAUCCGAUCGUCCAGGCCUGAGUUGCAUGGAGCGAAUUGAGCGCUGCCAAGAGGAGUUCCUCCUGGCCUUUGAACAUUACAUCAACUACCGCAAACACAAAGUGGCGCAUUUCUGGCCCAAGCUGCUAAUGAAGGUGACGGACCUGCGGAUGAUCGGCGCCUGCCACGCCAGCCGAUUCCUCCAUAUGAAAGUGGAGUGUCCCACUGAGCUGUUCCCUCCUCUCUUCCUGGAGGUCUUCGAAGACUGAUCAGUGGAUUUCAGUGUAUGUGUGUCUGUGUGCAUGUAUGUGUGUGUCAAAGCCUGGGCACCCUGGUGGUCCCAGGGGUGGAACCAGCCGAAGGCCCAUCUCAAUGAACUUUCUAAUAGCACUACUGAGUGUCACUUCAUUCCAUAGUUUAGGAGUAGCUCUCUGGUCUAGUUUGGGAUGGAUCACAUUGCGGGUACAUGUGAAUAGCCUCUUUUGUUUGUUUUUCUUUUUUGUUUCCAGGUUUGUUUUUAUUAUGUUCACCUCGGAUUUUGCUCUAGUUUUUUGUUGUUGUUAAUGAUUGUACAGUUGACAUACUGUAAUUGUGAUCUCAUCUAAUUUGUUCAUUCAUGCAAAUGUUGUGUUUUCCUUCCUUUACGUAAAAAAAAAAACUCCCUCACUUCUCUCAUUAACAAAAUACAACUUUGUGAACGAUAUGUUAGCUUUUCCCCAAUUGUUGGACUGCUGGUUAAUGCCUGGUGAGCUAACCUUCCUCACCAUCACACUGUGAUCUGACUCAUUAACAGCUGACAGACUUUCAGGGGUCUCUGUGUAGCCACUUCAAGCUGCGUUCAAAAGCUCUCGGAAAAAUUAAUUCAAGUCAAGGUCGAGCUCCAAGCAAAAGAAAAAUUGUUAGUCUUACAGAAACUAUUAUUAAAGUUUCAGCUUAACUCUCCCCAAUAUUUACUUGUGUGGUAUUUACACAUGACAUUGCUACGUGACUGCUAACUGCUAGCAUUGCUAAAUAUUAUACACAAACAUUAUCUGUUAAACUAUGACAGAUUCAGGCCAGGGCAGAAAAAAACACCCAGUUUUUCAUAUACAGAAUUACAAGAAGCAAAAAAAGAAGAACAGUCUGAAAGACUUUAAUCAAGUCUGGAAGAUUAAUUCUGCUUCCUAGAAGCUAGAGGUGGGUGGACCAAAAUAUUCACUCAGUAAAUGUAAAGAUAAGACAGCCAGAUAUGACCUUGAUUUUUACAUGCUGGACUAAGACGACACAGAGAAGCUGUAGGUUAAUGAUGGUGCUGGAGCCGUAGAAGGAACGCAGCAGUAGCCCUAAAGCGACCCUGCCAAUCACCGAUCAAUGCCAGAGACAGGUCCGGAUUGAUUAGAAGCACAUUACCUUACUGAUGGCAGGAAAAGACAAUCGUAAAUCAUCAUAUUUUGUGGAACAAUUCCAGAUGUUGUGCCAAAAUCAAGUGUAUGCCCUCUUUAUGGUAUCCGUGCUGGACCUUUUUUUAUUAUUGAUAUCAAUAUCUAUAAUAUUUGAUAGCCGAUAUAAAGUCUGAUGCUGCAUGUUUCACA
This is a messenger RNA of Melanotaenia boesemani (Boeseman's rainbowfish), 3319 nucleotides long. RefSeq names its product thyroid hormone receptor beta (gene thrb). Gene Ontology annotation, biological process: positive regulation of transcription by RNA polymerase II; cell differentiation; negative regulation of transcription by RNA polymerase II. Lineage: Eukaryota; Metazoa; Chordata; Actinopteri; Atheriniformes; Melanotaeniidae. Gene Ontology annotation, molecular function: zinc ion binding; nuclear receptor activity; RNA polymerase II cis-regulatory region sequence-specific DNA binding. Bases 830 to 2017 code for a protein of 395 amino acids. The record is from RefSeq and is a predicted model, not a curated record. The transcript has 13 exons.